CUUUGCAUUUCAUGAUGGCGGUUGGGGAAAACCUCCACUGCUCCAGGUGAUAAAUUUUUAAACGAGUUGAGAGACAAAGCAUGACUCAAACAGCAAUUCAUGACAGAAAUUUAUGCUAGGAAUAUGCUUUUUUAAUAAACUCUACCCAAGAUGGCUACACAGUUCAUGCCUCACUAUGAUGCCCACGCUGCUGCAGGACCGCAGUCCGGCUACAAAAUGGGUCAUCAAGCGGCUUUCUCUCAAAGAAAUACAAAUGGCCGCAGUUUUGCAUUUCGUAAGAGAUACGAGAGGAUAGACUGGAGGAGGAUAGCAUCAGUCGAUGUGGACCAAGUCGCGAGAACACUGGAUUUUAAUGCUCUUCAAGACAACAUUAUGAAUUUAACAUUUUGCAACAUAGAAGCUGAACUGGAUGUGAGAAUGGUAGACCCAAAUUUCAUCAAGCUCUUCAAAUUGGCCCAGUUAACAAUUGAAUAUUUACUGCACUCCCAGGAAUAUAUGACAGGAGUUGUCUCCAACAUGGAGGAGAAAAUCAAGAAAGAAGAAGAGGAUCAUGCAGAAACUAAAGCGCAGCUGGAGAAGGUUAAGAAGGAAUUGGCAGACACUAAGAAAGAAAGUCACAAGAGAAAGAAGCUACUUAUGGCUCAACAACAACUCAUCCACGCAGGAUCUGGUAGUUACAACAAGUGCCCAUUUUGUCCAAAAGCUUUCCUCAACUCCUCAUUUCUCCAGUCGCACAUAAACCGUCGCCAUAACGAUUUCUCUGGGAAAGCAGCAUCUGUUGCCGUGGGAGCAGAGCAGAGCACGGGGCAGGUCCCAAUGGUUGCCAAGGAAACCAAAGAAAUAUUCCAGCAGUUCCAGCAAGUCCAAGUUCAACAGGAUCAAGCCAAGACAGUUCAUGAAGUUUCAGCUCCCAAAUCACCUGGCACCACUGCAAAGAUGGAGAUCAUUAGAGUUCAAGAAGAAGAUAAGAAAGAAAUUGAGAAAGUCAAGGAAAUGUUCAUGAGAGAAUUUAGUGAUCUACAAUCCUCACAGCGAAAACCAGCUCCAGCACGCACAAGGCAAGAAGUGCUCGUACAAAAACCUGUCGAGGAUGAAAUCGAGGAAAUGCUGGCUGAUGCCGGUGCUGCAGCGUCCCCUGAGAGAACCACACCACGCGGUGGUCAGCCCAGCGGAGUGGAGGUCCCCACCAAGUUACAGAUGGAACCCAGCGAUGAUGAUGAUGAAGAUACAGAGCUGAAAUCAGCACGAGGAACAGGCACUGGGAGCUUUGGUCGGGAAUCUAUGCAUAGUACCAUGGAUUCUUUCAGGAGUGGAGAACUAACCUUGAGGACCACACAGUUCCUGGAGGAGCUGAGGAAGAACCCCACCCUGAAACUGAUGAGGGACGAGCUCAUCUCCCUGUUACAGGACAGUCUGGAUAAAAUCGGAAUCCCCCCGGAAACCAGAGGCAUCCCUGAUGAUUUGUUGAUCAGUAAGCUAGCCUUACUGAAACAGAGGAGACAGACAACAGUGCAGAAAUACCCCAUCUUCACGGAGUUUAGAAAGCAGUGUAAUGCCCAUGCUGAUCAGUUGGCAAGAGAGAGACUCAGGGAACAGAAAAGGUCACCCCCUCCCUCAUCAGGCAGUAGAGCAGGAAUGCCUCCGCGUGCUGUAACUAACACCAGUAUGAUGGCCUCAGGAACCUCUAGAUGCUGCCCAGCAAAAAUGAUAAAUUCAGCCUCUCAUCCCCAGCCACAGGCACAGCCACCUAGAGCAGCAGCCCCCCAGCAGCAACCAAAGCCAGCUCCUCAGAGGACACCACACUCUUGCAGUUCUAGUCUAGAGUGGACCAGCACACAGUGGUCCGGGGACGAAGAAGAGGAAACAGAAGAGGAGGAUGAGCCCCCAGCAUUUGAACAUGUCAGGGUGAUAAAGUCUGGGCCCGCGGGGAGGGGGAGGGGAAUCCCUGCCCCCCGGACACAGCCCACACCAGUAGCCAGACAGCCCGUACAGGUACAUGGGAAAGCUCAGGAUGAGGAUGAUGAUGAAUGGGACUCAGAUAUAAGUGACCUAGAGGAGGAGAUAUUACCUGGGAAGUCCAGUACAGCCCCCACCCCAAUCAGAAUCCAGUCUUCACCAGCCAGAAAUCCUGGACUGGCCACCUCACCCGCCAGAGGUGGACCUGUCGUUGUACAACCCAAGGGUCAAAAGGUGGCAGAACUCUCACGCACCAUUGAAAUGCAGCUGGCUGGUCGCAAAGAGAAGAAAAUGGCAGGGGCAGUUGAUACAAUGGGAGGCAAGAAAGAAAAAGAUGUCCUGGAUGACUUCUCUGAUAGUGACUGGGAUGUUUCUCCAGUGGAGGAAGAGGCCCCUGCUGCCACAGCUCCAAAGAAGGCUACAGUUCAAGUCAGAGGUAGCCACGCUUCCGACACCACUAAUACGUACGGCACUAGUGUCUGGGGGUCAUCUUCUAAAGGAGCCAGUACGGUCCCAGCAGCAGGGACACAGGGGGGUCGGGCAUCCAGGGGAUCCUUUGUCAGCGUCACGGACGUCAGCUCAGAUGAGGAACUGGAUCUUGACAACAUUUAAUAGCGUUCUUGUUUACUACUGAAACAAACUACUGGCUGAUAUUGAAACAGUCCAUAAGAUGGAUAAUGGAUGGUUAUCCAUCUCAAGGAACGAAUGUACAUGCAACUGGUUUGGUGCUCAUUCCAACUUAGUCUGGAAAUAUGGUACUAAAUAAUAUUAAAUGAGCUAUAGGUUUGCUACAAUACUUUUGAUGUUAGAUUUUUGCCAAUGUAGUAACUCAUUUUCAAUCACUCUGGCUAAAUACUGUAGUAAAUUAGUUCAAAGUAUUUGCAAAAUGUGAAGUUUAUUUAUUUGAUCUAAUCUGAUCUACUGUACAUAUCAUAUAUUUUAUGCAAAAUACUUAACUGUUUUGAGAUUCAUUUCAAUUCCCUCCAAUUGCAUUCAUAUCUU
Messenger RNA from Saccostrea cuccullata (small rock oyster), 2958 nucleotides. Its product is annotated as cilium assembly protein DZIP1-like. Gene Ontology annotation, biological process: cilium assembly. Lineage: Eukaryota; Metazoa; Mollusca; Bivalvia; Ostreida; Ostreidae. Gene Ontology annotation, cellular component: ciliary basal body; cytoplasm. The record is from RefSeq and is a predicted model, not a curated record.